UCCAGCGCUGCAGCUUUGAAGCUCAAAAGAACAGUGACUUCAGUCAGCGACGCGUCUGCGACACCGAGGCUAUCGCGAUGUUCCUGGUGAACUGGUUCUUCGACGUGUUGGGCUACCUGGGCCUCAGCAACAAGAACGCGAAGAUCUUGUUCUUGGGACUUGACAAUGCUGGCAAGACCACCCUUCUCCACAUGUUGAAGGAUGACAGGAUCGCCACCCACGUUCCUACGCUUCAUCCUCACUCGGAGGAGCUGAUGAUCAAGAACAUCCGCUUCCGCACCUAUGACCUGGGUGGCCACGAGACCGCGCGUCGGAUCUGGAAGGACUACUUCGCCACCGUCGAUGGAAUCAUCUUCUUGGUGGAUGCCGCAGACCGCACGCGCUUUCAGGAAGCCAAUGAGGAGUUGAACGGCCUUCUGAACGAGCAGGCCCUGGCCAACGUGCCUUUCGUGGUGCUGGGCAACAAGAUCGACAUCCCUACAGCUGCGUCGGAGGAUGAGCUGCGAAAUGCACUCGGGCUCUUCAGCCACAUGACCUACGGUCGCGAUGCGAAGAAGGGUGAUAGCAGCGUUCGACCAGUCGAGCUCUUCAUGGUGAGUGUCGUGAAGCGCAUGGGCUACGCAGAAGCCUUCCAGUGGCUCUCGAGCUUCUUGAAGUGAGGCUCGCCUCUGAGUGGCAGAAAUUUCUGGGUUGAGGUGCCGUCCAAGGGGAAAGGCACGUCAGUCUCCAAGUCUUGGAGCUUGCCGUGGGGAUCAUUGCUG
Molecule: messenger RNA, 761 nt
Organism: Cladocopium goreaui
Lineage: Eukaryota; Dinophyceae; Suessiales; Symbiodiniaceae
Source: the annotation of a GenBank genome assembly